Molecule: messenger RNA, 2712 nt
Organism: Exophiala bonariae
Lineage: Eukaryota; Fungi; Ascomycota; Eurotiomycetes; Chaetothyriales; Herpotrichiellaceae
Exons: 1
Coding region: 1-2712 (903 amino acids)
Biological process (GO): protein autophosphorylation; phosphorelay signal transduction system
Cellular component (GO): plasma membrane
Molecular function (GO): phosphorelay sensor kinase activity; histidine phosphotransfer kinase activity
Source: RefSeq, a predicted model, not a curated record
AUGGGAGAGGUUUCGCUGAGGGACAUGCCCUUGAACAAUGGCUUUUCUGUACCAAUACUCGAGCGCCAAUCUCUGUGCUUGCCCAGCCUCGAACCUGGCGUUGCAACCCAGUUUGGAGAACACGGCUUCGUCCAGAACCUCACCAAGCAUUUCCCCUCCCAAGAGAAUAAUGCGUUGGAAAGACUCGUACAAUUGAAACACCAUCUCAAGGCCGCUGACCCCGAGUCUUUCUGGUCGGCGCUGAUGGAGGGCGUCACCGAUAUAUGCCAUGCCCAAUACGGUUUCGUCGCCAAAAGAGUCUUGACCGAUGACCACAACUCGGCCAUCGAAAUGCCAACCAUUGGAGACCCUGGCUCUUGUCUGUUGGGUGUCGCUUUCUACUACAACGACGGAGAUAAGCAGAGGGCCAUGCUUCGCGACUACAAGUAUCUCGCCUGGGAUGCCCCGUGUAGCUCUAUGAAGCACGACAAGGUCUUUCUCAUCCCCGAAAACAUGAGCACCUUCAUCACUCACAACCCCAAUGCUUUACCCUUCCCUGCAGAGGGUUAUCUCGGUGUGCCAUUGUUUCAAGACGGGAAAUGCUUUGCUCACUUUGGCCUGAUGUGGACACAGGAUGGCCUGGACCGACGGGACACUUCAUGGGGAUUCACCGAGAUGCUGCUUCACACUCUGGAGGAUCUGAUCGUCGACCGCUUGAUCAACGGCCCUGGCUUCGCAAAACCACAGUCCAUCAAAAUGCCCAAACCAGCUCAAGUCGUACCCCGCGAAGCCGUCACUGGUGCCCACUCUCUGAAACCCUUUGCCAAAAAUCUGUCCCAUGAGUUGAGAACACCAAUGCAAGGUGUGGUCGGCAUGUUGGAUGUAAUGCAUGCCACAGUCCAAGAACAGAUCGAGGGUCAUUCCAACUCGGCAGUCCGUACCGUCUUUCAAACAUUGAAGGAUAAUAUCGAGACUGUGCAGGACAGCUCUAAGCGGGCCGUUGAAGCAGCAGACAAUGUCGUCCAUGCUUAUGACAUGAACAUGCAGAUCCCUGAAACCCCUCUAAACGAGCACGAAUCACCUGCCAACGCAACCACGUCGACCAGCUAUUUCGAUUUCAAACCACCACGGCUAAUCGAGGGCAGUGAUAUUCACGUGCACAGUUACAAGAGACGUCGAAGCAGUCCAACACCAUGGCAUUUUGGUAAUGCCACAAAAGCCCGCCAAACUGGCUCCGCCUCUCGUUGCGACGUGUCCCCUAAGAGCGGACGGUCAAGUAUUCCACUGUCCAGUACCCCGAGAACUACUUCGGACGAUCGCAUCCCCCUGAUCUUUACACCAAACAAUGUUGACACCCCAAGUGAUCUCACAACCAUCACUCCGUCCACAAAACUGUCGGGGGACAGUGAUACAUUUCCCACGCCGGGUCUGAAGCAAUGUCGUAUACGAGAACUCAUUCCUACGGUAAUUCAUGAUGCCCUUCGCGUUGGCGGCCGUCCAGACUCUGCUAUUGGCCAAGUGUUGGAUCUCGGCGAGCGCAUCAUUGUGAGGUCUCGGUCGUCAAACGGACACACGUCCCAAAAAACAAUCGAAUGGACCCUGACCCAAGACGUGCCGGAGACCCUGUUGGUUGACGAGCGAGAUCUGGCAAAACUCGUCUCAGCUGUGUUUCUUAAUGCCAUCAAGUUCACGGAAAAUGGAAGCAUCACUCUUUCUGGUCGGCUGUCCAAGACCCGACGCUUUGUCGUCAUCAAUGUCAAAGACACGGGUGAUGGAAUCCCUGUUGAUUUCCAACCUGAAUUGUUCAAACCUUUCUCUCGAGAAGAUGACUCCUUGACCAGGUCGAAAGAGGGUCUUGGUCUUGGCCUCCUGGUAGCAAAAGGACUUGCUAGGCGCGUGGGAGGGGACAUCAUUUUGGUCAGGUCCCAGACUUCCGGGCCCAACAAAGGAUCCGAGUUCGAGAUCAGGGUUCCGAUAGAACCAUCUGACAACCCUAGUAGGACGGGAACACCUCGUAGUGUAACUCCGGACCCAUCGAGAAGUGUCUCGCGGCCACUUACAAGUGGAAGAUCGUCGAGCCCAACAUCGCCCACUUCGGCACCUCAACGUCAUGCAGCUUCGUCCCGAACCCUUGUUUCCUCCAGAUUGGCUGGCGAUCAGUCUCAUCCCACCGAACCGAGAAGAGUUUUAUCGGCUCCUAUCACGCCGCUGCGACAGGAAUCAUAUGAUAGAAAUCUUGCACAGAAACAUCCUCUUACCUUUUUGGUUGCGGAAGACAAUAAGAUCAACAGGAAAUUGCUUGUCAGCAUGCUGGGCAAGCUAGGAUACAAAGAUGUGCACGAGGCAUUUGAUGGCAAGGAAGCUGUGCGAAUCAUGCGGGAAUUGCAUGCACGAGCUCGCCGAGGGAGCGGCCCUGGCAAUCGACAUCGGAAAAACGUCGAUGUGAUUCUGAUGGAUCUCUGGAUGCCCGAGAUGGAUGGCUACCAGGCCACGGAGAAAAUCUUGCACAUGUUCCAGCAUCACACACUCGAGGAUCGGAGUGAUGCCGACAACAACAGCCUUUCAGCACCAGUGGUACUCGCUGUCAGCGCAGACGUGACGGAUGAAGCUAUCGAUCGUGCUACCAAGACGGGAAUGGAAGGUUUCAUGACUAAGCCAUACAAACUGAUGGACCUACAAAAAUUGAUUUUGGAAUUUUGCAUCAAGCCCGACGGCAUAACAGGACAAGUGUAA